AUGAGCUUUGGCGGCAUUUACUGCCUGCUUGACGCUGCUGACCUGCAGCACAAAUCGGAUCAAGUGACGUGGAUUAGCCCUACGACACCACCACGAGCUGGCGCUGCUGGCAUUGGUCUUCUCCUGGAGACCCACGACAUCUUGCACUACGCCCUGGACUACCUGGACAACGACCUCUGCGCUUUGCUCUGGACCAGCACCUGCGCUCUAUCUGCUGGACUCCUUCCACCUUGGCUGCUAUUUGGACAAGCCUGGCAGUGCUUGGUGAAUUACCUGAACAAGGUCCUCGCUGCAGUUCUUGGACUUCUAUCUGGACAAGCCUGGCAGUGCUUGGCGAUCUACCUGGACAAGGUCUGCGCAGCAGUUCUUGGCCCUCUACGUGGACGAGCUGUGCCUUGCAGUGCUUGGAGAUCUACUUGGACCAGUUCCUUCAGAAGUAUGACUUCAAGCGGAACUACAUCAGGAAUCCCACUGGAUGAAUAUCGCAAAGAUAUUCCACCAGGAUGGGCCCCUGGAGACAGCCGCUACACCCUGAAGCAGUACAUGGAGCGGGUGAAAGUCUGGUACCGCCUCUUCGACGGCCCCGACGAGAACGUCGGCCCUCUCUUGGCAGGCCGCCUGAGAGGAAGAGCGCAGCAAAUUGCGCUUAGCUUGAGGCUGCCAGAUCCCACGGGACAUGUGGACGUGGGAGAUGCGGCGCUGGUGAGGCUGUCAGUGGAUGAGGUGACAGACCCCGCUGGCAACAUCAUCCAAAGAGCCAUUCCUUCAGGUCCUCAAGCACUACUUCAUGCUCUACGUGCAGCUUUUGGAGAAGCAGAACAACUUCAGGCGACGAAGGCGCUGGAGACGUUCUUUGAGUUUCGUCGUGGAAGGCUCCCCAUCAGCGAAUGGUCUGUGCAAUGGGAGCUCAACCUGGAAGAAGCUGUAUUACAUGCAGGCUUGGAGGUGAACCCUGUGGCCAAAACCUACUUGUUCUUCAAGAGCAGCGGUUUGCCUCAGAAGACGAUAGAUGAUCUUCUUCUACAGGUCCAUGGAGAUAUGAGGAGAUUUGAAGAAGUGAGGACGCUGUUGCUGCGGAUGGCACACCGUGGAAUGGAUGCAGCAGCUUCGUCCAACCUGUACGAGGACACCAACAAGGCCUUCUACCAGGACGAUAUCGACUCAUCUUCAUGGAGCAACAUCACCGAGCCCUGGAACGAAGAGUGGCCUUCCUAUGAGACUGACGAGCUCUACGCAUGGUAUGAAGGAUGGUAUGAUGAUGAUGCCUCCUGGUACUACGACCAAGAGGAGCCCUAUGAACCUGGAGAUUGGCAGGAGACAUGGUAUGAAGCUGGAGAAGAAGAACCUGCCGAUCAAGUUGAAGGAGAACCUGCAGAGCAGUCUGGCAACGUGGAAGAAUCCUUCUACAAGGGCAAAGGCAAGUCAAGAUCCUCUACAAUGGGUCUCGGAUGCUCGACAUGUGGGUCAAAGUGGCACAACACCUACAGCUGCCCGCUGAAUGACCAGAAGCCCCACAAAGGCAAAGGACGAGGAAAAGGCUUUGGAAAAUCCAAGUCAAAGGGCUAUGGCAAGAGCUAUGGGAAGCCCUACAACAAAGGCUUUGGCAAGUCGAAAGGCUUUGGAAAGAAAGGAAAACCUUUUGCGAGAAAGGGAUAUGGCAAACGUGGCUUCUGGGCUGAAGAGCUUCCAGCUGGCUUUCAGGACUACUAUGGUGGAUCCUAUCUCAUGAACCUCAAGACCGAGAUCGACGAGCAGCCUACUUCCAAAGGUUUUUCAACACCGACUUCUUCGAUGCCGAGAAUUGUGAAGAUCGACACACCUGAUCGAGAAGAGCUGCUCAUCGGCAAGAAGGUUCGCUUUGAGGAGAAAGCCCCAGAUGACGACGAAGCCACCGAGAAGAAUGCCAAGAAGCUCAACUUCCCAUCUUUCCAGGAUCAAAAGCUUGAGAACUUUCACAUGGUGCGUGGGAGAAAGGUGUUUGGACUUUUGGUUGAUCCUGGAGCUGCAAGUGGCCUGAUCGGCACUGACACUUUGCGAGAGCUUUUGGAUGCAGGCAUGGUUCCAGAACAUCUGCAAGACAAGAUUACCUGGGAACCUUCAACAACUACGGUGACAGGCAUCAGUGGACAAGGAGACAGCACUCUUGCCCGAGUUUGCCUACCUUUUGGAGUUGGAGGAGAAGAUGGAAUUCCAGCCUCAUACACGGCAGAGCUCAUCGGAGGACAAGGAUCAACAUGUCCCGCUUUGCUGCCGAAUGUCAGCCUGCGGCAGAUGAGGUCAGCUAUGAUGACACAGUGGUUCGACAAUGGCGAUGGAAUUUUGGUGUGCUCCACCAACGGCCAGAGGUUGGACCAUCCAGAUGCUCACCUCACCAUCAUGCGCCUCUUGCUGACGGAAAGCGGCCACUACAUCCUGCCGGUGAGCAACAACCAGAACGAAGCAGAGAUCCCCAAUGAUGAGGUGCAGAAGAUCAAACAGAUCUGGCAGAACAAGCCCUACCAAGCGACGACGCUGGAGCAGACUUGCAAUGACCUUCACAACGACGACAACAAGAGCGAUGGCAAGAUCCACAACAAGGAGAAGCUGCAGUUCAUGGCCGAGGACAACAAGCCCAUCGAGCCCAAGAACAACGUCAUGGACAAGGCGGACAAGCCCCCAGAUGAAGUGCAGCUUCACCAACAACAUGUGGCAGAAGAUGAACCACCGAUCCAGGUCCUCUUGGGCAACGACUACAACCAGGAGUACGAUGAGAGCAAGUGUGACUAUCCAGGUGACAUUUUCCCUGGCCAUCUUCCUGAAGGAAAGCUGAGAUAUCUUCAGAAGAUGUACAAAGGUGUCCCUGAGGAGUUCUACACAAAGACAAGACAGACACCUGUCACACCGAAGAAUGCCCGAUCCUGGAUGAAGAAGCGAAAAGGAAACAGAUUCAACCUAUGGGAAUGGUGCAGCGGAUCAGGACGCUUGAGUCUGAUCGCACUACUUUCUGGACUUUGUGUACUGUUUCCCAUUGACUACAGGUAUGGCUGGGAUCUUUCACUCCCUGAACAUCAGAGGCUGAUCCUGGAGAUUGAGCAGGACAUCAACCACGGCCCCGACGUCCUCUUUGCAUCGCCUACCUGCAGACCAUGGUCCAUAUCUUCUACCAGAAGAGACCUUGCUCAGACGAUGCGCGAACGAGAAGGAGAACUUCCUACGGUGAACUUCAUCAAGCAGAAGAUCAAGAAGCGCUGCAAAGACAAGAAAGGCAACAUCUUGGAGCAGCCUUGGACUUCGGCGCUCUGGGAACAUCUUGAAGAUCUACCUGGAGAACGACAGAGGACUGAUCAAUGCCGAUUUGGCGCCCAAGAUGAACUUGGCCAACCAAUUCUCAAACCAACUGGUCUCUACAGCGACUUUGGUCUUCGAAAUUGCCUGGCACGAUGUGGUGGACAUCAAGGGCGACGGCAUGGAUGGCUUCAGGGCACAACACAAGGAGUCAACAGAACUACCAUAGCUGCAGUGUACCCUGAAAGCUUUUGCAAGAGCGUUGUCAGAGACAUCAAACGCUUCAUCAACCAGAUCCAUUGCCAUAACGUCUACUACAAGUGCGAAAAGUGUGCCAUGGGCAGAGCAGCCACCAGCAACAUGGAGCACACAUUUCUCCCAGGAGAAUGCCGAUAUGGCAAAUGGCCAGCUGGAGAAGAUCCACGUGAAAAGAAGCGUCUGGAACGCGAACAGCAGGCCAAAGAUGACAUCUUCGACAGCUUCCGCAAGGAGUCCUUGAAGAACCCCAAGGUGAUGCAGGGAAAACUUUCUUCACAUCCAACUCUGGCUUUCGACAGCGAGCAGACGGCAGUCUUGAAGAUGUGCCUCAUCAAGUUGCUGUCAGAGAGCAUUGAGAAGUUCGAGGUCCUUGAGAAGAAGAAGGGCGACCAGAACUACAUCCAUUGGCUUGAAGACCCUGCAGCUCUUGGUUGGCUUCAAAGAAUCUUCAAGGACUACAUGAUGGUGCAGGGAGCAAUGGCAUGUUUGCAGCCAUGGUCAACACCUACACCAUCUCCACAACUUGCUGUUGAAGAAGCUCCCAUACGACUUCUACUACGAGGAAAUGUCAACAGCUGGAAGAUCUCUCAACCUGAAGAUCUACGAGAACUUUCCUUGAGCCAGUGGAAUGAGCCCAUCAACAUCGAAGAAGACUGGCUGGUCGCGAUCUUUGGCAGCGACGCGCCUGACAAGGGCUCAUCCUCUUCCUCUUCUACAAGAGCUGCUGGCGGUUUCAAAGAUGCAAAAGACCUGAUUCCAGAUGACCAAUCUGAAGGAUAUGAACCAUCAAUUGCUCCUGACGAACUUCUACCAGUACAACCUCCAGAAGUUGAAGAAGAAGAACAAGAUGGAGCUGCGCAAAACCCUGGCAGCUUGAAGCCCUUAUUUGACUUCAGAAGGGUGUUCAAGCGAUUGCCACAACUUGCCGGUCAUGACGACCAGACGGCGAAAAGACUCAUCCUUGGACUGCACGAACGUCUUUGGCAUGCGCCCUACAUGGACAUCAAGAAUGUGCUGGUGCGAUGUGGCAUGCCCUAUGAAGUUUGGAAGUUGGCGGCAGAUGCCAUCUCAACGUGCCGAAUCUGCAGGAAGUUCACAAGAGCUGGAAGAAGACCGCAGUACAAGGGCACGAACCUGAGCCAACACUUCAACGACACCGUGCAGGUGGACUUGUUCAAGUAUGAGGAUGAGUGGUACCUGCUGUCCAUUGACGAGACGACCAGAUACAAGAUAGCCACCAGAUGUGAAAGCCGAGAGCUUAAGCACAUCCUGGACGCUUUGAUGCGCAGCUGGAUCAGGUACUUUGGCCCCAUGAGGACUUUGGUGUCCGACCAGGAGACGGCUUUGAUGACUGUAGCAGCUGGAGUGGAAUUGCAGCGGCUCAACAUUGCCCGACAGCCUGGCGGCACGACCUCUGGACUUCAAGGUCAAAAGCAUACCUCAACGGGCCUUGUGGAGAAGCACACAGACCUCCUGAAGCUCACGAUGGCCAAGAUCCAAGCAGAAGCAGGACGCUGGGGCAUAGAAGUUCGAGGAGAAGAACUAGCUUCAGAAGCCAGCAUGGCAGCCAACACAACUUUCAACGUUGGAGGCUACUCACCGGUGACAAUGCUCUUUGGAAUCUUGCCCAGAGGCUACAUGGACCCAGAAGAGCAGAUGCACGAUGAUGGCAUGUCACCAAAUGAGUCAGCUUUUGAACGAGCAGUACAACUUCGUCAAAUUGCUCUUCAAGCCUCUCAAGCUGCCAUCCUUGAAAGCCGCAUUGCCCGAGCCAACAGAUCAAGACCACAGAGAUUGCCAGUGGAGAACAUGGUACCUGGAACAACCAAGGUUGAGAUCUUUCGGGACGAUGGCGGCGGCUUUGGCUGGCGUGGACCUGCUACUGUGCUGAAGAUCAAUGAGGGAGCUGGCACUGCAAUUGUGGAAUUUCAAGGACGACCAUACUUGGUUGGUUUGCGACACCUUCGACCGUUCAGAGACAGCUACAUGGUGUUCAUGAGCGAGACCACAUCAACUACAUCUCAAGAUGCUGAGCGAGCACUAUGUCGCAUGAAGAAGGUGGUCGAGCAGUGCACUCCAUAUCGCCCCUACACCAUGGGCGAGGUGAUGAAAGUUGAGAACCACGAGACCAAGGUCAUCAAGUUCCCACGAGAAGAGAGCCCUGCGGCAACACAGAUGCUCAAAGAUGCCAGAGCCUUCUUGGACUUUCAUUAUGACCGGGUGACUUUGCAUGGAGUGAGAUAUGGGAAAGGAAUGAAGACCAUCAUGGUUCCAAGAUACUCCAAAGGCACCUUGAUCACUUGGUCAGAAGGGCUACUGGGCAUCGCUGUGGUUGAGCACAACACAGACUCGCACAUCCAUGUGAAGGAGCUCUUCAACAAGGAGAUUGACAAGCUUUGCCAUUUGUAUCUUUAUGGAUUUGUGAACCUCGAGACCGAGGAGAACUCUAUCCCCAUGAGAAUCUCAAGACGAGUGGUUCCUGAAGCACUACAACCUGGAGAAGAUCAAGGUGAGGCUAUUUCAACAUCAUCACCUACGAGCCUGGAUCAUGAAGCUGAUGCGGCAGAUGAAAGCCACAAGCGGAAGGAUCCAGACAGCAGAACUGUGGUGAUUGCCCCCGAGAAGAAGAAGCAGCGCACUGACCUCCACAUGCUCUAUAUGAGCUCUAUCUGGUGGAUGAUGCAACGGCCUCGACGAGUCCGACUUCCAGCCCAUGAGAUUUGGUAUGAGCAGGAGAUCAGAUGGAUGAGAAAGCGACAGCUUGCCAUGACCACAUCAGGACCUCAACGACCACUUUUCCAUUGGCACUGCAGAACUGAUGCAGAGAUGUUGGUCUACUUACAGACCGGUGAGAUGUACCGAGUGGACGAGGUGACUGAUGUGCUCACUGAAGAACAACUUCUACAUCACUGGGACUCUUUUGAAGUCAGCGACAGAAGUGAGCUGAAGCAGUUUGUGGAUGAAGGCGUUUUCAAGAAGGUGCGCCUGGACAGUUUGCCCAAGGAAGUUGUCCUUGUGGAUGGCACAUGGGUUCGCAAGUUCAAGAGGAACCCAGACAACAGCCUCAAGGCAAAAUCUCGACUAUGUGCACGUGGUUUCCUUGACAGUCAAAAGACAGAAUUGCCAACGAGGUCUACCACUGCAACGCGUUUGUCUCAGAGGCUGGUUUUGUCCACAGCGGCAACACACCGUUUCAAGGUGAGAUCUUGGGACGUGUCUGGAGCUUUCCUGAAAGGAUUUUCUUUCCAGAAGGUCAAGGAGGAGCUCGGUAAGAAGGGCAUCAGUUCUCCUGACAGGAGAGUAGUGCUGAUUCCACCUGCAAACUGCUGGCGACACUUGGCACACUAUGACAAGCAGUUCAUGCUGGCGGAGGAAGAACUUGGUGAAUAUGGUUUGGAAUGUUUGAAACCUGCCUACGGCUUGGUUGAUGCGCCAUUGGCUUGGCAGAUGAGCCUUCACGGCACUUUGCGAGACAGUGGAGGAAUACAAUCACUGCUGGACGAGAACAUGUGGUUCUGGAAGUCCAACCAAGGCUUGACGGCAGUCCUCACCACUCAUGUGGAUGACAUCGCCUGUGCUGGCACUGAUCAGUUUCUCACAGAGGAGUACGCCUACUUGACCAAGAAGUUCGGCAAGCUCUCAGAGCAGAAACCUCCUUUCCAACAUUGUGGUUGUCGCUAUCGCGAGAUCAAGGACGGCUAUGCUAUGGAUCAACAGGAGUUCAUCAACAACAUGAAGCUCCUGGACCUCAGCCACCUUGGCAAAGACAUGUCAAGAGCCUUGACUCCGACGGAGACGACACUACUUCGCAGUGUUCUUGGAGGACUUCUGUGGAUCACUGCCACGAGACUAGAUUUGGUGGCGGAUGUUGGAGUUCUUCAAUCAAAAGUCACCAGAGCUACAGUACAAGAUCUACAUCUUGCGAACUCUGUGGUGAAGAAGGCCAAGAUGAGUCAGUAUGACGAGAUUGGCAUCGUCUACCGCUACAUCCCGACAUCUUCACCCUGGCGACUGGUGGCAGUGCACGAUGCUAGUGCAGCAUCCAAGGACAAGAUCUACAGCCAGGAAGGGAUCUUCAUCCUGCUGAUGGAGGACCAUCUGAACUUCGACAAGAAGGUGCACACCAUCAAUGGACUGAACGUGAAAGAAUCUCAUUUUGGAGGUGACGCACACAUUUUGUUUGCCCAUGGGGGAAAGGCAAAGCGAGUCAGCUACUCGACAUCGCACUCAGAAACUUUGGCAGCGAUGUCAGGCUUGGAGACGGCAUCAUUGGUGAGCUUGCGAUUGGCAGAGCUUCUAUCACCAGUGAGAAAGCCAACCUUGCAGCAGCUGGCGGCUUUACAAGAACGAGGAGUUCCUUUCCUGCCAGUUGAUGCGAUGACCGACUGCAAGGAUUUCUACAGUUUGACGACUGGAAUGUCUUCAUUGCCUCAAGACAAAUCCCAGCGCAUCUACAUCCUUGCACAUCGCGAAGCACGGCUAUGUGGCAGACUGAGAUGGAUCAUUUUGGUCCCAACACAAUCGAUGGUUGCUGAUGCAUUGACCAAAGUGAUGUUAUCGAAGCAGCUCCUACAUCUCAUGUCCUGUGGACAAGUUGUCUUCAUGAACGAGCCGAAGCACCCGAUUGAGGCACGGCGACUUCCACCUUGCGGUGAACUUUCAGAAGAUGAUUUGCUGGAUGGAGAUGAGAAAUGGCUUGCAAAGGAGAUGACAUCAAAUGAGAUCUUGGCAGUGCAGCGGCAUACUACUUCCAGAAGUAUGACAUCAAGCAGAUCCUCGACACCAACGACAAGAUCCAACUACAUGCUGCUGGCUCUACUUUGUGCAGUGAGCUGGACGAGUGGAAAAGCAGAAGACCAAUGCGAGCCUGACGGCCAUGGAGAGAGCAGCGGAGAAUUCAACGCACAGAAGGUGGCGAUUUUCUUUCUCACCACCUUUUGCAUGAUGGCGGCCUAUGCAAUUUUUGCUUUGUGGAAAUGUUUGAAAAAGAUGGAUGAAAGAUUUGAGGCUGAAACAGCCCAAGCAGUUCGCUCUUUGACGAGAGCAAAUUUGGUUGACAGGUUGCUUCAGACCGAGCACAACGUGAUGGAGCUGCAGAUUCAACUGAAUGAAAGUUUGCGAGAUAUAGAUAUUCUCUACCGAACACUUCGCAGACGAGCUGGUCCACAUCCAGAAGAACCAUCUCCAAACAGACCAAGGAUUGCAGACAAUCGACCAGCACUUCCAGAACCUGAAGGUGAAUUCAUCGAGAGAGAGUUCAAUGAGACAGCUUCAAGAUCCAGAGACGAAACAGCAUCAAGAUCCAGAGAUGAAGAUGAUUCACGUGAAGAGAUUGACGAAGACGUGCUGAACGAGUACAUAUAUCCUGGACAGCUGCAGCAAUGGAGCAUAGAAGAGAUCACCUCAGACAUGGAAGAACAUGAAAGAAGGGAUGCCCGAAUGCGCAACCGCAUCCACAUCAUGAGCAUCGAAGGUAACAACAUGGAAGUCUACCUUCAUGUGCAGAUGCAGCGGUAUGGAUUUCCAGUCCCGCUGUCAGACAUCUUGGUGCUCUAUGAGCGGCAUGCUCCUAGCAUUCCUGCGCCUGGCGACUAUCAGGAGUCCGACGAGCUCUUCCUGGUGACGACGCGCCCUGAUGGAGUCCUUCGACAUCUGCUGCGUGAGAGAUCUGACACCUAUGGUGACUACGAAUUGGAAUUCGACACCCAAAUGGGUCUUUUCUCCUUCAGAAACCGAAGGAUCAUCACUAGGGAGGACACCAGAUUGACCGAAGCUGAGCGAGAGGAACGGAUUACAAAUCUGUACAACAAUUUCCGUCAUUUCACCUCUUGA
This is a messenger RNA of Cladocopium goreaui, 9354 nucleotides long. The record is from the annotation of a GenBank genome assembly. Lineage: Eukaryota; Dinophyceae; Suessiales; Symbiodiniaceae.